AUGGGUCAACGAAUGGCGGGUGAAUCCAUCCUGCGAAUGCGAUUCCAUCUGAGUCUGAGUCGCACAGUGUGAUUAGGUUAACGACGGCCAAGAGAUGCGGUAAUGAGAAUCACAGUGAGACGAGGAAGGGUCUGUGCAAGAGGCCUCACGCGCCGCAAACGACUCCACCAGUUGUCAUAGUGUUUUCGUUGUGAAACAGAACCGGUGGGCAGCGUGCGGCCAAAGUUUCCUUCGAUGGACAACAUUAACGGACUUUCGACGGAAUCGAAAGGCAAUUUACCGCUUCUCUGCCCUGCCCAAGGAUUCCCGGUACCGGUUUAUAGGUACGAUUCUAUAUCUCUGACCACCGGUCCGCAGUGAUAUAUGCUUCAGCAUGAUCGAAAGAAAGGGAACCUCGGGCUGUGUAGGCGAGACUAGAAAUAUUGGGGAAAAAAUCGGAAGGAAAGCACGUUAUUAG
Messenger RNA from Heterotrigona itama, 457 nucleotides. Lineage: Eukaryota; Metazoa; Arthropoda; Insecta; Hymenoptera; Apidae. The record is from the annotation of a GenBank genome assembly.